CAACAAAAGUUACAGGGAUAUUUACGCAAAGACACGCAUUUCGUUCUUCGAAGAAAAAAGGGAAAAAACAAACGCAUUUCAUGCACACACCACAGCAGGUCUUUUUUCUAAUGGAAAGAAAUGCCAGAGCUGAACUCCGCGGUCCGCAACCCCAACCAAUUUGUCUCCAUUCAAUCAUUCAUCGUGACGUGAAGUACACUGCGGCCCCUGGGUCAGGUAUCGGAUGGGAGAAAAGCACUGCCGGCGCCCAGUUUCUUGAUCUGCUCCUGCUGAUUCCGUGACUCGGGCUCCGGCCCCUCCGUCUCCAUGGACGAAGCAGCAGAGGAGAGGAGACUGCUGGUGCAAGAAGAGGGUGGAUAUCAAGAAUCGCUCCCCCUCCUCCCACAGGAUGUCGGUCAUUACACAGGUGAUGGAUCUGUUGAUAUCAAGGGGCGUCCUGCAUCAAAGCACACCACAGGCAAUUGGAGAGCUUCUUAUUUCAUCCUAGGGAACGAGUUUUGUGAGAGGCUGGCCUACUAUGGAAUCGCAAAAAACCUAGUUACUUAUCUGAAAGUACAACUUCGUCUAGGCAACCUUGAAGCUGCAAGAAGUGUUACUACUUGGCAAGGGACAUGCUAUCUCACUCCUCUCAUUGGAGCCGUCUUAGCAGAUUCUCACUGGGGAAAGUACCAGACUAUUGCUGUUUUCUCAUCAAUUUAUUUUAUUGGCCUGGCUAUUUUAACACUUUCAGCAUCGGUUCCAGCACUGCGGCCACCUACAUGCUUAGGAACUGUUUGCCCAGAAGCAAGCUUACUUCAGUAUGGCGUAUUUUUUGUUGGCCUCUAUACGAUUGCCCUAGGGACCGGAGGUAUCAAACCUUGUGCCUCAUCCUUUGGAGCUGAUCAAUUUGAUGACACUGAUCCAGCAGAGAGACCAAGGAAGGGUUCCUUCUUCAAUUGGUUCUACUUCUGUAUAAAUAUCGGUUCAUUCAUCUCAGGCACUAUCAUAGUGUGGAUACAAGAUAACUCUGGUUGGGGGAUAGGGUUUUCCAUUCCUACUAUAUCUAUGGCAUUAGCAAUUGCAUGCUUCUUUGGAGCCUCAAAUAUGUAUAGAUUUCAGAAACCUGGUGGGAGCCCACUCACAAGAGUGUGCCAGGUGGUUGUAGCAGCAUUCCUUAAGUGGCACGCUGGAGUGCCUCAUGAUGUAUCUCUUCUAUAUGAAGUUGAUGGCCAAACUUCAGCCAUUGAGGGAAGCCGGAAGCUGGAGCACACAGAUGAACUCAAGUUCCUUGAUAUGGCUGCCAUUAUCUCAUCUGCUGAUGGGAAGAGUGAAUCUUCUACAGACCCAUGGAAGCUUUGCACAGUCACCCAGGUGGAAGAACUGAAGAUCCUAAUAAGAAUGUUUCCCAUUUGGGCCACUACUAUCAUAUUCAGUGCUGUGUAUGCCCAAAACUCUUCUAUGUUUGUAGAGCAGGGCAUGGUUCUUGACAAGCGGAUUGGAUCUUUCAACAUUCCUCCUGCAUCCCUCUCAACUUUCGAUGUAAUCAGUGUCAUCAUCUGGGUUCCACUUUAUGACCGCAUUCUCGUGCCAAUAGCUAGAAAGUUCACUGGAAAGGAGAAGGGUUUUUCUGAGCUACAGCGGAUAGGAAUUGGAUUAUUCCUGUCCGUUCUUGCAAUGGUAUCUGCAGCUCUUGUAGAGUUGAAGCGUUUACAGAUUGCCAGGUCUGAAGGUCUUAUUCAUGAGAAGGCUGAUGUUCCGAUGAGCAUUAUUUGGCAAAUACCACAGUAUUUCUUGGUGGGUGCUGCUGAGGUGUUCACUGCUAUAGGUCAACUUGAGUUCUUUUACGAUCAGGGCCCGGAUGCCAUGAGGAGUUUAUGUAGUGCAUUUGCGCUUGUUACAGUCUCAGUGGGAAGCUAUAUAAGCUCGAUCAUACUGACGCUGGUUUCAUACUUUACAACUCAAGGAGGAUCACCUGGAUGGAUCCCUGAUAACCUGAAUGAAGGCCAUCUUGACCGGUUCUUUUUGUUGAUUGCAGGGAUAAGUUUGGUGAAUUUGAUGGUUUUCAUUGUUUGUGCUUCGAGAUACAGAUAUAAGAAAGCCCAGUGAUUAUAUUUAAUGUAUAAUCAGUUCCUGUAAUGCGAUUUCAGAUACCAUAUUCAUCAAAUGCAAUGAAUUGUACAGACUAGAAUGUUUAAGACGUGAUGCUUCAGCUGUCUUUCUGAAGCCCUUGAGGAAA
Phragmites australis (common reed) is the source of this 2215-nucleotide messenger RNA. RefSeq names its product protein NRT1/ PTR FAMILY 8.3-like. Bases 307 to 2085 code for a protein of 592 amino acids. Gene Ontology annotation, cellular component: membrane. NCBI's taxonomy places the organism in Eukaryota, Viridiplantae, Streptophyta, Magnoliopsida, Poales, Poaceae. The transcript is spliced from 5 exons. Gene Ontology annotation, molecular function: transmembrane transporter activity. Gene Ontology annotation, biological process: oligopeptide transport; transmembrane transport. The record is from RefSeq and is a predicted model, not a curated record.